GUAUGAGGUAGUCAGCACUAAAUCAAGUUUUUGUCUACCAGUGCCCUUUUUCCUUGUUGUCUUCCAAAAUACUUCUUUUUCCUCUGCCCUUCAGGAGAUUAUAAAAUUCUGCAGUUCAGGUUCUGUGAGCUUUACUGAUUUAUCGUCCUACUUAAGCAAAAUAAGCAGUGAUUCUUGCAUUUCUAAAGAAAACCUCAAGGUCUGGACUACUGUGGAGGACAUUUUCACUGAGGCAACUCCAGACUUUUUUCCGGACUCCUUCCCAGCUAGCUGUGGCUCACUAGCUCCCUUCAGGCUGUGUUCAUGCAGCCAAACCCAGUCCUCUCCCUGGGAUCUGACCUCCGAAGCCUGAGCCUCAGCUCCCAGUCCCCACCCAUCCCGGCGGAUGAGCAGAGAAGCCUCUCGGUCUGGCACGUCCCUAACUUGAGAGAUGGGGAAUGAAUUCAAGAGAAUUGUUCUGCUGAAAGGAUUUCAGCACAUCAGUGAUUACCAGUUUAGCGUGAUUAAGUGUUUACUGGCCAAGGAUUUAAAACUGACUAGUAAAAUGCAAAAUGAAUAUGACAGAGUUAAGAUUGCUGACUUGAUGGAAGUAAAGUUCCGUGGGCCUGCCUGUGUUGACAAAUUAAUAGACUUGGUCAAAGAUAUAGAAGAAAUUAAAGACCUUGCUAAAACUCUUAAAAAUGAGAAGUUAAAAGUUAUCAGGAGAAGCAGAGCAAAAGAAGCAACUCCAGUGAAAAAAAGCAAGCUGAAUAUACCCAGUCCUGACCAAUCUACAUCCACCACUAAUAAAGCUUUGGGACCUGAAUCAAUCAAGGAUACACCUGUGAAGGGAAAGAAAACCACAAAAACUAAUGAAUCUAAGAUGAAUCUAAAGAAGGAGCAGAGUCAGCUUCCAGGAUUGUUAGUAACCAGCACACAGUCAACUGAGAGCCUUCCCCAGACUCCUCAAAUGCUUCCACCAAAGCCAUCCAGCAGUUCCUCAACCAAGAAAAAAAAUGACAUAGCCACCAAAAUUAAUGACUUAAAAAGGAAGACCGUAUCUCAGAAACAGAGUCAGCUUCCAGGAACUUCAGCAACCAGCACAUGCCCAACUGGGAGCAGUUGUCCAGUGAAAUCUAUACCUCCACCAACACCAUCCAGCAGUUUCUCCGUCAAGGAAGAAGAAAAUACAUAUUUUUGGAUUCAAAAAAUAGAAGGCACAACCAAUAAAACACUUACCUCCAAGAAAAGGGAACUAUGCCUGGAACAGAGUCAGCUUCCACAAUGUGCAAACCCCAGCAUAAUCCCAAAUGAGGGCUGCCUUCAGACUCCUCAGAUGCUGCCACCAACCUCAUCCAGCAGUUCCUCAACCAAGAAACCAAGAUUGACGGCUGUACCUAAAGAAGCUUCCAGAGAGGAGGGCUUCCAGAGGGGGCCCAAAGAAGUGAUGGUGCUGAAAGCAACGGAACCAUUUACAUAUGCUGUCAGAGAAGGCGAGAGGAAGAUGUUUCAUGCCACAGUGGCUACUGAGAGCCAGUUCUUCCAAGUGAAGGUUUAUCAUGUUGACCUGAAGGAGAAGUUCAUCCCAAAGAAAAUCAUUGCCAUAUCAGAUUAUUUUGGCCGCAAUGGGUUCCUGGAGGUGUUCAAUGCCUCAUCUGUGUCUGAUGUUAACCCUGACCGAAAGAUGGAGAUCUCUAAAAGACUGAUUCAAAACGCAAAUGCAACUCCUAAAAUCAGUCAUCUUUACUCGCAAGCUCUAGGAACAUUCGUGAAUGGGGUGUUUCUGGUGCAUCAGAAAUUGGUAUGUAAUGAAUGCAUAUAUUAUGAAAUACAAGAUAAUACAGGAGUGAUGGAAGUCCUGGUUUAUGGACAACGACUGACCAGAAUCAACUGUGAGAAAGGCGAUAGACUUAAACUCAUCUGCUUUGAAUUGGCAUUAAAUGGGGAUAAGAGGCAGCUGAGAUCCAUAAUUCACAGUUUCAUCAAGGUCACCAAGGCCAGGAAAAGCAAGGAACAACCAUUCAAUCCUGAAUCAUAUAUGGAAACCUGAUUCGAGCUGUUCUUCUAAAAACCUGGAUGUCAUUAAUAUUGAUGUUUAUGGAGAUAAGAUCUAAGUACAGAAAAAAAAGUAUAUAUGUAUACGUAUGGUUGAAAUACCACAAUAUAUAUAGUAGCCAUUAAUUCUUAGGAAUAGGGUGCUUUUCAUUUUUUUAAUACUUUCUGUACCAUCUCAAUGCCUAAUUUUGCAUCUAUAACUUUUAUAAUUUGGAAAAAAUAAUAAACAUGAUUUUUCCUAAAGACAUGCCUCCGUAGGAGUCUAGUUCAUUGCUUAAAAGCAAAUAGUCUGUGGGCUGCAAAUCAGAUAGGGACACUUAAGACCCAAGCAAUAUUUGGAUUUAUACUUUGGUUGUGAUCUUUACAGACUAUAACUCUGGUCAAGAAUGAACAGGUUGAACAAGCUGUGCCCUGCUCAAAGAAACCCAAGAGGAAGGCAGAGCAGCUGAAAUCCAGUCUGUGUUUCAAUUGCCAACCCCUAUGCUAGGGUAGAGUUGCUUUAGUCCAAAACAAUGAUAUCUUUUCAGAAUUGAUCUCCUGGAGGGGCCAUAAUUGGGUAAUUUGUGUACCAAAUAAGGCAGCUUCUGAUGAUUUGCAUGAAGUCACUAGUAUAUGUUGGAAGUAAUUCUAGCCCUGUCUGAUGUGAAAUAACUGGUUCCACUUACUUAUUCAGGUACUAACAGAUCAGUAGCUCUCCAGCUAUACUGCCUGGUUCUCACAUGUGUGGAUCCUAUGAGGAAGUUGCUCCAGGCAAAGACUUGCAUUAGGCAAACACUGACGAAUAAUUAAUUUAGUUUGGAGUACAGUGGCGGAAAGUAGAUAGCUAACACUGAAAUUUACAAUGUAUUUUUUUACAUGUAUUUUAUUGAAGUAGAGUUGAUUUAUAAUGUGUGUUAAUUUCUGCUGUACAGCAAACUGAUUCAGCUAUACAUAUGAAUGUAUUCUUUUCUGUAUUCUUUUCCAUUAUGGUUUAUUACAGGAUAUUGAAUAUAGUUUCCUUACAGUGUAUUUCUUGAUCACGUAUUUGAUACCUGGUGUUUUGCAAUUAUUUUGUCAUUUAAUCUUAUAUUAGCUCUAGAGGGUUGAUAGUGUUCUUCUUUUUACUCUCCUAGUAAGAAAAAUAAGGGACAGAAGGUAAGAUCAUGUUCCUAAUGAUUAGAACAGUUCCAUCAUAACAAGAAUUUCCUUCAUGCCACUUUAUUGUCAACGCUUCCUCCAAUCCAAGCUCCUGGCAACCACUGAUAUAGUUUCUUAACUUAAACUUUUCCCUUUUCCAGAGUUUCCUAAAAUGGAAGUUAAAAUGUAUGUAGCAUUUUGAGUCUGACUUCUUUCACUUAGUAUAGUAUGUUUAGGAUUCAUCCACGUAGUUGUGUGUUUCAGUUUAUUCCUGUUUAUUGCUGCGUAGAAUUCAAUGUGUGGACCCACCAAAGUUUGUUUAUCUAUUCCCCAAGUGAGGAACAAUUGGAUUGUUGACACUUUGACAUAUUUACAAAUAAAACUGCUGCAAAUAUU
Molecule: messenger RNA, 3546 nt
Organism: Eubalaena glacialis (North Atlantic right whale)
Lineage: Eukaryota; Metazoa; Chordata; Mammalia; Artiodactyla; Balaenidae
Product: gamma-interferon-inducible protein 16-like
Exons: 10
Coding region: 431-2029 (532 amino acids)
Biological process (GO): activation of innate immune response; cellular response to interferon-beta
Molecular function (GO): double-stranded DNA binding
Source: RefSeq, a predicted model, not a curated record